Molecule: messenger RNA, 28797 nt
Organism: Closterium sp. Naga37s-1
Lineage: Eukaryota; Viridiplantae; Streptophyta; Zygnematophyceae; Desmidiales; Closteriaceae
Source: the annotation of a GenBank genome assembly
AUGAGGGCAGAAACCCCCUGCUCAUCAGCUCAGCAACAUGUGCCCCUCUCUGCCCGCUGCUGCUCCAUCGUGCUCAUCCGCGAGGGCAGCAACAUGUCCUCCUCGUACGUCAUGCGCUUCCCUGUGGCUGCUCAAGUGGCGGAGAUCCUCAGAAGGGAUAUUGUGAGUUCUCACUUGAUCAAGGCACGUAUCAAGGCAUUUAUGGUGGUUACUGGCGUAAGUUCUGAAGCUGCACACAGUGCAGCUCACCGACUCGGGGGUGGCGAUUGUGGCAGAGAGCUAGAGAAGGGUUCCUGCUCUACCAUCACCCCACUCACCACAGCACAGCACUCAUCCCCGCUUUCCCUUUCCCUACCCCACCAGGACUACACGGCAGACCUGAAGCUGCGCACGGUGCAGCUCACCGAUUCAGGGGUGGCGAUCGUGGCAGAGAGCUUGAGAAGCGAGGAUGCUGCAGCAGAGGGGGACGGAGAGGGGGAAGGGGUGGAACUGGGGGAAGGAGGGAAUGGCUCAGAUUCAGAUGAUAUCUUUGAGAGCAGCAACUCUUUCGCGCAGUUUGUGCUGACGGCGCUCAAGGCCAAGGAGUUUUACCUGAGGGAUCGGGACUACAUUGUGAAGGACGGCCAAGUGAUUAUAGUGGACGAGCAUGCUUCCUCUUGCCCUCUUCCCCACCUCUGCACUUCUCCCACCUCCUCCCACCCUGUCCCACCUGUCCUGCCACACCUGCAGUUUACGGGGAGGACCGCAGACAUGCGACGGUGGAGCGACGCCAUUCACCAGGCAGUCGAGGCGAAAGAGGGCGUGGAGAUUAAGCCCGUGUCAGAAACAGUAGCCCAGGUGACCUACCAGUCGCUCUUCCGCCUCUACAGCAAGGUGUCUGGGAUGACAGGCACCGCCAAGACUGAGCAGAAGGAGGAGAUCAAGCCUGUAUUUGGCAAAUCAGUGGUGUUCAUCCACCGUUUUGCCUUAUGUGUGGACGAGUCAGAGCGCCUCUACGCCAUGCUGCAGGUGGAGCAUCCUCGUCGGUUUGCCCACAUUCAAGUUCUCAACGCUCGGCCCGAAAACGCAACGCGUGAGGCAGAGAUCGUGGCGCAGGCAGGGCGGUUUAGAGGCAUCGCAUCUAAUGCAGCGCGUGAGGCAGAGAUCGUAGCACAGGCGGGGCGGUUUGGAGGCAUCACCAUCUCAACCAACAUGGCUGGCCGUGGCACUGACAUUGUGCUGGGCGGCAAUCCCGAGCUCCUGAGCAAGGAGGUGGUGAAGUGGGCACUGUUUGAAGCGCCAGCAGCCACAGCGGGGAACUACUUGGCUUUCAAGAAAGGCCCUCAUGCGAGGCAGGGGUUCUGGCCUAUUAAACUCCAAGAGGAUACCUUAAAGGAGCUCUACGCUGCUCAGUUCUCAUGGCGCAGCGUGGCAGCUGACUGGUCAGAGGCGCAGCAGCAGGCUGUGCUAGAGCAGGCAGAGACACAGGCUUUAAGGCCGUCAGCCACUCCUGGGGCUGGCGAGGGCAAGGAGGAGGGUUGGGAAUGGGGGGAACGCAGGGAGGAGGCGGGCGCAGGGAUGUGGGGAGGAGAUGCUGCAGAGGACACCGGAAUGAGCCCUCUGCCCUGGCGGACCGGUGAAAGUGACAGCACCAGCAGCAGCAGCAGCGGCAGCAAUGGCAGUGGUAUGAGCAGCAGGAGUGGUGGCUUCAGCAGCAGCAGCAGCAGCGGGGAGGGGGAAGGGGACGAGAGCGACGAGGACGAUGCAGAUGUGUGGGGGGGAGGCGGAGGGGUGCUGGGAGUGCGGGCGGUGCCGCGAUCGAUGCAGGAGAUGAUGGUGAGGGUGGUGGGACGGGCGCUGGGGCGGGUGAGCGCGGACUGCAAGGCGCACUGCCAGGAGGAGGGCGAGUAUGUGCGUUCGCUGGGGGGCCUGCAUGUCAUCGGCACUGCUCUGAGUGAAUCCAGACGAAUCGACAACCAGGUGAGGGGGGUUCUGGUGUUGGGAGGGCUCAUGGCGGAGGCUGUUGGGGAGGGUGAGUGCGGACUGCAAGGCGCACUGCCAGGAGGAGGGCGAGUAUGUGCGCUCGCUGGGGGGGCUUCAUGUCAUCUGGACUGCUCUCAGCGAGUCAAGAAGAAUCGACAACCAGCUCCUUUGGUCGUCUGCAGGAGUGCGGGCGGUGCCGGGGUCGAUGCAGGAGAUGGUGGUGAGGGUGGUGGGGCGGGCGUUGGGGCGGGCGUUGGGGCGGGCGUUGGGGCGGGGGUGCUGGGAGUGCGGGCGGUGCCGCGGUCGAUGCGGGAGAUGGUGGUGAGGGUGGUGGGGCGGGUGGUGGGGCGGGUGAGCGCGGACUGCAAGGCGCACUGCCAGGAGGAGGGCGAGUAUGUGCGCUCGCUGGGAGGCCUUCAUGUCAUCGGCACUGCUCUGAGUGAAUCCAGGCGGAUUGACAACCAGUCUAUAGAAGCCAACGGCGACUCUGACGAGUAUGUGCGCUCGCUGGGGGGGCUGCAUGUCAUCGGCACUGCUCUGAGUGAAUCCAGGCGGAUUGACAACCAGUUGAGGGGAAGGGCGGGUCGGCAGGGUGACCCUGGGUCAACUCAGUUCAUCAUCAGUAUGGAGGGUGACAUGUAUGGAGGAAGAUAUGAUGAGGGAGGUGCUUCCGGACUCAUCCCGAUCCAUCAAUUUCACCCCACUGCUUUUCUCUACACCCGCCCGCCCCCUCUACCUCCGUCCAGUAUGGAGGACGAUAUGAUGAGGGAGGUUCUACCAGACUCCUCUCGGGCCAUGCUGGAGCAGUUGCUGUACACGGGGGACUUUGACGAGGGCUUUCCCCACAUGGCCCUCACCCUCGCUUUGGUGCAGACGCAGAAGACCAUUGAAGCUGCGAUGUUUGAGCGGCGGCGGCAAAUGCUCGACUACGACCAGGUGUUUGAGCUACAGCGCAAGCACGUGUACGAGCUGAGAGAAUUCCUUCCUUCAGGAGUCUCAUUCCCUCUUACCUCUCACCUCACCCUCCCUCAAUUUCCUUCCUGCAUCUCACCCUCCCUGCAGCUGCAGCGCAAGCACGUGUACGAGCUGAGAGAGUCGAUCCUGGAAAAGAGUCUUCCCUCUUACCCACCUUCUUCUAUCUCAACCUCCUUCUUUCGAACUUCUCCACCUUUUCUCUUUCUCCCUCCCUGCAGCUCCAGCACGUCUGCAGCGCAAGCACGUGUACGAGCUGAGAGAGUCGAUCCUGGAAAAGAGUCUUCCCUCUUACCCACCUUCUUCUAUCUCAACCUCCUUCUUUCGAACUUCUCCACCUUUUCCCUUUCUCCCUCCCUGCAGCUCCAGCACGUACCGUGGCCCCACCUCCCACAACCACCGCCUUCCGUUUCCCCCUCUUCCCCUCUCCUCUCCCCUUCUCCUCUCGCUCCCCAACACCCCGGUGGCAUCAUGGCUCUUCGAUACCAUUCUCCCCCUCACUCCGCCUCCUCUCCCAUUCACCACCCAUGGCCUCUGUCUCCCAUUCCCCCUUUCCACUCACCAUAUCCCUCUGGUCUUAUUCUCCCUCCAUAUCCCUCUGGUCUUAUUCUCCCUCCAUAUCCCUCUGGUCUUAUUCUCCCUCCAUAUCCCUCUGGUCUUAUUCUCCCUCCAUAUCCCUCUGGUCUUAUUCUCCCUUCAUAUCCCUCUGGUCUUAUUCUCCCUCCAUAUCCCUCUGGUCUUAUUCUCCCUCCAUAUCCCUCUGGUCUUAUUCUCCCUCCAUAUCCCUCUGGUCUUAUUCUCCCUCCAUAUCCCUCUGGUCUUAUUCUCCCUCCAUAUCCCUCUGGUCUUAUUCUCCCUCCAUAUCCCUCUGGUCUUAUUCUCCCUUCAUAUCCCUCUGGUCUUAUUCUCCCUCCAUAUCCCUCUGGUCUUAUUCUCCCUCCAUAUCCCUCUGGUCUUGUUCUCCCUCCAUAUCCCUCUGGUCUUAUUCUCCCUCCAUAUCCCUCUGGUCUAAUUCUCCCUCCAUAUCCCUCUGGUCUUAUUCUCCCUCCAUAUCCCUCUGGUCUUAUUCUCCCUCCAUAUCCCUCUGCCUGUGGCAUCAUGGCCCAUCGGCACCUUGCUCAAGCGCCCCUCUUUCAUUCCCCCUCAUUCCACCUCUUCCUCCUUUCCCCUCCCUUCUCUUCCCUGUCACUCCCUCCCUGCCUGCCUCCAUUCCAACACCAGCCCGUGGCAUCAUGGCCCAUCGACACCUUGCUCAAGCGCCUUUCUCGCACCACUGGCAUAGACAUCUCCCAGCAUGUGGAUGCCACCUCCCUCAGCUCCGCCCUCUCCCACUCCCCUCCGCCAAACGCCAGCCACCGCUGGGACCUCAGAAAGCACCUUCCCCACGUCCUGCCUCCCCUGCCUGAGGAGGAGCAGUCAUCGAAGCACCUGGCAGCGCUGCGCAAGUACCUGGGGGACAUUCAUGACACUCACUCCACCUCAUCCCAUUUCCCCCACUGCAUUCCCUCUCCUUGCUUCUCCCCCCAGGAGGGGCAGGUCAUCGAAGCACCUGGCAGCGCUGCGCAAGUAACUGGGGGACAUGUGUCAUCGAAGCACCUGGCAGCGCUGCGCAAGUACCUGGGGGGCGUGGUUGUGACGAGCUACAGGGCCCACCUCGGGCUCUUUGUUGCGUCUCCACAGCAAAUGGAGUUCUUUGAGCCGUCUUUGCCUUUUUCCGAGCAGAGAGAGUCGCUGCUGUCCACGCUGGACCGGCUGUGGAGCGUGCACAUCGCCAACAUGGCCCGAUUGAGGAACGCGCUGUGGAGCGUGCACAUCGCCAACAUGGCCCGAUUGAGGAACGCGGUGAGUGGGUGGUGGGGUGAAGGCAAGAACAGAGAGACUGAGGGAUGUGCGUGUGGACAGUGGGUGGGAUGUGGGGCUUGUGCUUCUCUCCUUCAUGCUGGACCGGCUGUGGAGCGUGCACAUCGCCAACAUGGCCCGAUUGAGGAACGCGUACAGCACUCCAUGCUGGACGUCCACAUUGCCAACAAGCUGGACGUCCACAUUGCCAACAAGCUGGACGUCCACAUUGCCAACAAGCUGGACGUCCACAUUGCCAACAAGCUGGACGUCCACAUUGCCAACAAGCUGGACGUCCACAUUGCCAACAAGCUGGACGUCCACAUUGCCAACAAGCUGGACGUCCACAUUGCCAACAAGCUGGACGUCCACAUUGCCAACAAGCUGGACGUCCACAUUGCCAACAAGCUGGACGUCCACAUUGCCAACAAGCUGGACGUCCACAUUGCCAACAAGCUGGACGUCCACAUUGCCAACAAGCUGGACGUCCACAUUGCCAACAAGCUGGACGUCCACAUUGCCAACAAGCUGGACGUCCACAUUGCCAACAAGCUGGACGUCCACAUUGCCAACAAGCUGGACGUCCACAUUGCCAACAAGCUGGACGUCCACAUUGCCAACAAGCUGGACGUCCACAUUGCCAACAAGCUGGACGUCCACAUUGCCAACAAGCUGGACGUCCACAUUGCCAACAAGCUGGACGUCCACAUUGCCAACAAGCUGGACGUCCACAUUGCCAACAAGCUGGACGUCCACAUUGCCAACAAGCUGGACGUCCACAUUGCCAACAAGCUGGACGUCCACAUUGCCAACAAGCUGGACGUCCACAUUGCCAACAAGCUGGACGUCCACAUUGCCAACAAGCUGGACGUCCACAUUGCCAACAAGCUGGACGUCCACAUUGCCAACAAGCUGGACGUCCACAUUGCCAACAAGCUGGACGUCCACAUUGCCAACAAGCUGGACGUCCACAUUGCCAACAAGCUGGACCUCCACAUUGCCAACAAGCUGGACGUCCACAUUGCCAACAAGCUGGACCUCCACAUUGCCAACAAGCUGGACCUCCACAUUGCCAACAAGCUGGACCUCCACAUUGCCAACAAGCUGGACCUCCACAUUGCCAACAAGCUGGACCUCCACAUUGCCAACAAGCUGGACCUCCACAUUGCCAACAAGCUGGACCUCCACAUUGCCAACAAGCUGGACGUCCACAUUGCCAACAAGCUGGACGUCCACAUUGCCAACAAGCUGGACGUCCACAUUGCCAACAAGCUGGACGUCCACAUUGUCAACAAGCUGGACGUCCACAUUGCCAACAAGCUGGACCUCCACAUUGCCAACAAGCUGGACGUCCACAUUGCCAACAAGCUGGACGUCCACAUUGCCAACAAGCUGGACGUCCACAUUGUCAACAAGCUGGACGUCCACAUUGCCAACAAGCUGGACGUCCACAUUGCCAACAAGCUGGACGUCCACAUUGCCAACAAGCUGGACGUCCACAUUGCCAACAAGCUGGACGUCCACAUUGCCAACAAGCUGGACGUCCACAUUGCCAACAAGCUGGACGUCCACAUUGCCAACAAGCUGGACGUCCACAUUGCCAACAAGCUGGACGUCCACAUUGCCAACAAGCUGGACGUCCACAUUGCCAACAAGCUGGACGUCCACAUUGCCAACAAGCUGGACGUCCACAUUGCCAACAAGCUGGACGUCCACAUUGCCAACAAGCUGGACGUCCACAUUGCCAACAAGCUGGACGUCCACAUUGCCAACAAGCUGGACGUCCACAUUGCCAACAAGCUGGACGUCCACAUUGCCAACAAGCUGGACGUCCACAUUGCCAACAAGCUGGACGUCCACAUUGCCAACAAGCUGGACGUCCACAUUGCCAACAAGCUGGACGUCCACAUUGCCAACAAGCUGGACGUCCACAUUGCCAACAAGCUGGACGUCCACAUUGCCAACAAGCUGGACGUCCACAUUGCCAACAAGCUGGACGUCCACAUUGCCAACAAGCUGGACGUCCACAUUGCCAACAAGCUGGACGUCCACAUUGCCAACAAGCUGGACCUCCACAUUGCCAACAAGCUGGACGUCCACAUUGCCAACAAGCUGGACCUCCACAUUGCCAACAAGCUGGACCUCCACAUUGCCAACAAGCUGGACCUCCACAUUGCCAACAAGCUGGACCUCCACAUUGCCAACAAGCUGGACCUCCACAUUGCCAACAAGCUGGACCUCCACAUUGCCAACAAGCUGGACCUCCACAUUGCCAACAAGCUGGACGUCCACAUUGCCAACAAGCUGGACGUCCACAUUGCCAACAAGCUGGACGUCCACAUUGCCAACAAGCUGGACGUCCACAUUGUCAACAAGCUGGACGUCCACAUUGCCAACAAGCUGGACCUCCACAUUGCCAACAAGCUGGACGUCCACAUUGCCAACAAGCUGGACGUCCACAUUGCCAACAAGCUGGACGUCCACAUUGUCAACAAGCUGGACGUCCACAUUGCCAACAAGCUGGACGUCCACAUUGCCAACAAGCUGGACGUCCACAUUGCCAACAAGCUGGACGUCCACAUUGCCAACAAGCUGGACGUCCACAUUGCCAACAAGCUGGACGUCCACAUUGCCAACAAGCUGGACGUCCACAUUGCCAACAAGCUGGACGUCCACAUUGCCAACAAGCUGGACGUCCACAUUGCCAACAAGCUGGACGUCCACAUUGCCAACAAGCUGGACGUCCACAUUGCCAACAAGCUGGACGUCCACAUUGCCAACAAGCUGGACGUCCACAUUGCCAACAAGCUGGACGUCCACAUUGCCAACAAGCUGGACGUCCACAUUGCCAACAAGCUGGACGUCCACAUUGCCAACAAGCUGGACGUCCACAUUGCCAACAAGCUGGACGUCCACAUUGCCAACAAGCUGGACGUCCACAUUGCCAACAAGCUGGACGUCCACAUUGCCAACAAGCUGGACGUCCACAUUGCCAACAAGCUGGACGUCCACAUUGCCAACAAGCUGGACGUCCACAUUGCCAACAAGCUGGACGUCCACAUUGCCAACAAGCUGGACGUCCACAUUGCCAACAAGCUGGACGUCCACAUUGCCAACAAGCUGGACGUCCACAUUGCCAACAAGCUGGACGUCCACAUUGCCAACAAGCUGGACGUCCACAUUGCCAACAAGCUGGACGUCCACAUUGCCAACAAGCUGGACGUCCACAUUGCCAACAAGCUGGACGUCCACAUUGCCAACAAGCUGGACGUCCACAUUGCCAACAAGCUGGACGUCCACAUUGCCAACAAGCUGGACGUCCACAUUGCCAACAAGCUGGACGUCCACAUUGCCAACAAGCUGGACGUCCACAUUGCCAACAAGCUGGACGUCCACAUUGCCAACAAGCUGGACGUCCACAUUGCCAACAAGCUGGACGUCCACAUUGCCAACAAGCUGGACGUCCACAUUGCCAACAAGCUGGACGUCCACAUUGCCAACAAGCUGGACGUCCACAUUGCCAACAAGCUGGACGUCCACAUUGCCAACAAGCUGGACGUCCACAUUGCCAACAAGCUGGACGUCCACAUUGCCAACAAGCUGGACGUCCACAUUGCCAACAAGCUGGACGUCCACAUUGCCAACAAGCUGGACGUCCACAUUGCCAACAAGCUGGACGUCCACAUUGCCAACAAGCUGGACGUCCACAUUGCCAACAAGCUGGACGUCCACAUUGCCAACAAGCUGGACGUCCACAUUGCCAACAAGCUGGACGUCCACAUUGCCAACAAGCUGGACGUCCACAUUGCCAACAAGCUGGACGUCCACAUUGCCAACAAGCUGGACGUCCACAUUGCCAACAAGCUGGACGUCCACAUUGCCAACAAGCUGGACGUCCACAUUGCCAACAAGCUGGACGUCCACAUUGCCAACAAGCUGGACGUCCACAUUGCCAACAAGCUGGACGUCCACAUUGCCAACAAGCUGGACGUCCACAUUGCCAACAAGCUGGACGUCCACAUUGCCAACAAGCUGGACGUCCACAUUGCCAACAAGCUGGACGUCCACAUUGCCAACAAGCUGGACGUCCACAUUGCCAACAAGCUGGACGUCCACAUUGCCAACAAGCUGGACGUCCACAUUGCCAACAAGCUGGACGUCCACAUUGCCAACAAGCUGGACGUCCACAUUGCCAACAAGCUGGACGUCCACAUUGCCAACAAGCUGGACGUCCACAUUGCCAACAAGCUGGACGUCCACAUUGCCAACAAGCUGGACGUCCACAUUGCCAACAAGCUGGACGUCCACAUUGCCAACAAGCUGGACGUCCACAUUGCCAACAAGCUGGACGUCCACAUUGCCAACAAGCUGGACGUCCACAUUGCCAACAAGCUGGACGUCCACAUUGCCAACAAGCUGGACGUCCACAUUGCCAACAAGCUGGACGUCCACAUUGCCAACAAGCUGGACGUCCACAUUGCCAACAAGCUGGACGUCCACAUUGCCAACAAGCUGGACGUCCACAUUGCCAACAAGCUGGACGUCCACAUUGCCAACAAGCUGGACGUCCACAUUGCCAACAAGCUGGACGUCCACAUUGCCAACAAGCUGGACGUCCACAUUGCCAACAAGCUGGACGUCCACAUUGCCAACAAGCUGGACGUCCACAUUGCCAACAAGCUGGACGUCCACAUUGCCAACAAGCUGGACGUCCACAUUGCCAACAAGCUGGACGUCCACAUUGCCAACAAGCUGGACGUCCACAUUGCCAACAAGCUGGACGUCCACAUUGCCAACAAGCUGGACGUCCACAUUGCCAACAAGCUGGACGUCCACAUUGCCAACAAGCUGGACGUCCACAUUGCCAACAAGCUGGACGUCCACAUUGCCAACAAGCUGGACGUCCACAUUGCCAACAAGCUGGACGUCCACAUUGCCAACAAGCUGGACGUCCACAUUGCCAACAAGCUGGACGUCCACAUUGCCAACAAGCUGGACGUCCACAUUGCCAACAAGCUGGACGUCCACAUUGCCAACAAGCUGGACGUCCACAUUGCCAACAAGCUGGACGUCCACAUUGCCAACAAGCUGGACGUCCACAUUGCCAACAAGCUGGACGUCCACAUUGCCAACAAGCUGGACGUCCACAUUGCCAACAAGCUGGACGUCCACAUUGCCAACAAGCUGGACGUCCACAUUGCCAACAAGCUGGACGUCCACAUUGCCAACAAGCUGGACGUCCACAUUGCCAACAAGCUGGACGUCCACAUUGCCAACAAGCUGGACGUCCACAUUGCCAACAAGCUGGACGUCCACAUUGCCAACAAGCUGGACGUCCACAUUGCCAACAAGCUGGACGUCCACAUUGCCAACAAGCUGGACGUCCACAUUGCCAACAAGCUGGACGUCCACAUUGCCAACAAGCUGGACGUCCACAUUGCCAACAAGCUGGACGUCCACAUUGCCAACAAGCUGGACGUCCACAUUGCCAACAAGCUGGACGUCCACAUUGCCAACAAGCUGGACGUCCACAUUGCCAACAAGCUGGACGUCCACAUUGCCAACAAGCUGGACGUCCACAUUGCCAACAAGCUGGACGUCCACAUUGCCAACAAGCUGGACCUGGACGUCCACAUUGCCAACAAGCUGGACGUCCACAUUGCCAACAAGCUGGACGUCCACAUUGCCAACAAGCUGGACGUCCACAUUGCCAACAAGCUGGACGUCCACAUUGCCAACAAGCUGGACGUCCACAUUGCCAACAAGCUGGACGUCCACAUUGCCAACAAGCUGGACGUCCACAUUGCCAACAAGCUGGACGUCCACAUUGCCAACAAGCUGGACGUCCACAUUGCCAACAAGCUGGACGUCCACAUUGCCAACAAGCUGGACGUCCACAUUGCCAACAAGCUGGACGUCCACAUUGCCAACAAGCUGGACGUCCACAUUGCCAACAAGCUGGACGUCCACAUUGCCAACAAGCUGGACGUCCACAUUGCCAACAAGCUGGACGUCCACAUUGCCAACAAGCUGGACGUCCACAUUGCCAACAAGCUGGACGUCCACAUUGCCAACAAGCUGGACGUCCACAUUGCCAACAAGCUGGACGUCCACAUUGCCAACAAGCUGGACGUCCACAUUGCCAACAAGCUGGACGUCCACAUUGCCAACAAGCUGGACGUCCACAUUGCCAACAAGCUGGACGUCCACAUUGCCAACAAGCUGGACGUCCACAUUGCCAACAAGCUGGACGUCCACAUUGCCAACAAGCUGGACGUCCACAUUGCCAACAAGCUGGACGUCCACAUUGCCAACAAGCUGGACGUCCACAUUGCCAACAAGCUGGACGUCCACAUUGCCAACAAGCUGGACGUCCACAUUGCCAACAAGCUGGACGUCCACAUUGCCAACAAGCUGGACGUCCACAUUGCCAACAAGCUGGACGUCCACAUUGCCAACAAGCUGGACGUCCACAUUGCCAACAAGCUGGACGUCCACAUUGCCAACAAGCUGGACGUCCACAUUGCCAACAAGCUGGACGUCCACAUUGCCAACAAGCUGGACGUCCACAUUGCCAACAAGCUGGACGUCCACAUUGCCAACAAGCUGGACGUCCACAUUGCCAACAAGCUGGACGUCCACAUUGCCAACAAGCUGGACGUCCACAUUGCCAACAAGCUGGACGUCCACAUUGCCAACAAGCUGGACGUCCACAUUGCCAACAAGCUGGACGUCCACAUUGCCAACAAGCUGGACGUCCACAUUGCCAACAAGCUGGACGUCCACAUUGCCAACAAGCUGGACGUCCACAUUGCCAACAAGCUGGACGUCCACAUUGCCAACAAGCUGGACGUCCACAUUGCCAACAAGCUGGACGUCCACAUUGCCAACAAGCUGGACGUCCACAUUGCCAACAAGCUGGACGUCCACAUUGCCAACAAGCUGGACGUCCACAUUGCCAACAAGCUGGACGUCCACAUUGCCAACAAGCUGGACGUCCACAUUGCCAACAAGCUGGACGUCCACAUUGCCAACAAGCUGGACGUCCACAUUGCCAACAAGCUGGACGUCCACAUUGCCAACAAGCUGGACGUCCACAUUGCCAACAAGCUGGACGUCCACAUUGCCAACAAGCUGGACGUCCACAUUGCCAACAAGCUGGACGUCCACAUUGCCAACAAGCUGGACGUCCACAUUGCCAACAAGCUGGACGUCCACAUUGCCAACAAGCUGGACGUCCACAUUGCCAACAAGCUGGACGUCCACAUUGCCAACAAGCUGGACGUCCACAUUGCCAACAAGCUGGACGUCCACAUUGCCAACAAGCUGGACGUCCACAUUGCCAACAAGCUGGACGUCCACAUUGCCAACAAGCUGGACGUCCACAUUGCCAACAAGCUGGACGUCCACAUUGCCAACAAGCUGGACGUCCACAUUGCCAACAAGCUGGACGUCCACAUUGCCAACAAGCUGGACGUCCACAUUGCCAACAAGCUGGACGUCCACAUUGCCAACAAGCUGGACGUCCACAUUGCCAACAAGCUGGACGUCCACAUUGCCAACAAGCUGGACGUCCACAUUGCCAACAAGCUGGACGUCCACAUUGCCAACAAGCUGGACGUCCACAUUGCCAACAAGCUGGACGUCCACAUUGCCAACAAGCUGGACGUCCACAUUGCCAACAAGCUGGACGUCCACAUUGCCAACAAGCUGGACGUCCACAUUGCCAACAAGCUGGACGUCCACAUUGCCAACAAGCUGGACGUCCACAUUGCCAACAAGCUGGACGUCCACAUUGCCAACAAGCUGGACGUCCACAUUGCCAACAAGCUGGACGUCCACAUUGCCAACAAGCUGGACGUCCACAUUGCCAACAAGCUGGACGUCCACAUUGCCAACAAGCUGGACGUCCACAUUGCCAACAAGCUGGACGUCCACAUUGCCAACAAGCUGGACGUCCACAUUGCCAACAAGCUGGACGUCCACAUUGCCAACAAGCUGGACGUCCACAUUGCCAACAAGCUGGACGUCCACAUUGCCAACAAGCUGGACGUCCACAUUGCCAACAAGCUGGACGUCCACAUUGCCAACAAGCUGGACGUCCACAUUGCCAACAAGCUGGACGUCCACAUUGCCAACAAGCUGGACGUCCACAUUGCCAACAAGCUGGACGUCCACAUUGCCAACAAGCUGGACGUCCACAUUGCCAACAAGCUGGACGUCCACAUUGCCAACAAGCUGGACGUCCACAUUGCCAACAAGCUGGACGUCCACAUUGCCAACAAGCUGGACGUCCACAUUGCCAACAAGCUGGACGUCCACAUUGCCAACAAGCUGGACGUCCACAUUGCCAACAAGCUGGACGUCCACAUUGCCAACAAGCUGGACGUCCACAUUGCCAACAAGCUGGACGUCCACAUUGCCAACAAGCUGGACGUCCACAUUGCCAACAAGCUGGACGUCCACAUUGCCAACAAGCUGGACGUCCACAUUGCCAACAAGCUGGACGUCCACAUUGCCAACAAGCUGGACGUCCACAUUGCCAACAAGCUGGACGUCCACAUUGCCAACAAGCUGGACGUCCACAUUGCCAACAAGCUGGACGUCCACAUUGCCAACAAGCUGGACGUCCACAUUGCCAACAAGCUGGACGUCCACAUUGCCAACAAGCUGGACGUCCACAUUGCCAACAAGCUGGACGUCCACAUUGCCAACAAGCUGGACGUCCACAUUGCCAACAAGCUGGACGUCCACAUUGCCAACAAGCUGGACGUCCACAUUGCCAACAAGCUGGACGUCCACAUUGCCAACAAGCUGGACGUCCACAUUGCCAACAAGCUGGACGUCCACAUUGCCAACAAGCUGGACGUCCACAUUGCCAACAAGCUGGACGUCCACAUUGCCAACAAGCUGGACGUCCACAUUGCCAACAAGCUGGACGUCCACAUUGCCAACAAGCUGGACGUCCACAUUGCCAACAAGCUGGACGUCCACAUUGCCAACAAGCUGGACGUCCACAUUGCCAACAAGCUGGACGUCCACAUUGCCAACAAGCUGGACGUCCACAUUGCCAACAAGCUGGACGUCCACAUUGCCAACAAGCUGGACGUCCACAUUGCCAACAAGCUGGACGUCCACAUUGCCAACAAGCUGGACGUCCACAUUGCCAACAAGCUGGACGUCCACAUUGCCAACAAGCUGGACGUCCACAUUGCCAACAAGCUGGACGUCCACAUUGCCAACAAGCUGGACGUCCACAUUGCCAACAAGCUGGACGUCCACAUUGCCAACAAGCUGGACGUCCACAUUGCCAACAAGCUGGACGUCCACAUUGCCAACAAGCUGGACGUCCACAUUGCCAACAAGCUGGACGUCCACAUUGCCAACAAGCUGGACGUCCACAUUGCCAACAAGCUGGACGUCCACAUUGCCAACAAGCUGGACGUCCACAUUGCCAACAAGCUGGACGUCCACAUUGCCAACAAGCUGGACGUCCACAUUGCCAACAAGCUGGACGUCCACAUUGCCAACAAGCUGGACGUCCACAUUGCCAACAAGCUGGACGUCCACAUUGCCAACAAGCUGGACGUCCACAUUGCCAACAAGCUGGACGUCCACAUUGCCAACAAGCUGGACGUCCACAUUGCCAACAAGCUGGACGUCCACAUUGCCAACAAGCUGGACGUCCACAUUGCCAACAAGCUGGACGUCCACAUUGCCAACAAGCUGGACGUCCACAUUGCCAACAAGCUGGACCUGGACGUCCACAUUGCCAACAAGCUGGACGUCCACAUUGCCAACAAGCUGGACGUCCACAUUGCCAACAAGCUGGACGUCCACAUUGCCAACAAGCUGGACGUCCACAUUGCCAACAAGCUGGACGUCCACAUUGCCAACAAGCUGGACGUCCACAUUGCCAACAAGCUGGACGUCCACAUUGCCAACAAGCUGGACGUCCACAUUGCCAACAAGCUGGACCUCCACAUUGCCAACAAGCUGGACCUCCACAUUGCCAACAAGCUGGACCUCCACAUUGCCAACAAGCUGGACGUCCACAUUGCCAACAAGCUGGACGUCCACAUUGCCAACAAGCUGGACGUCCACAUUGCCAACAAGCUGGACGUCCACAUUGCCAACAAGCUGGACGUCCACAUUGCCAACAAGCUGGACGUCCACAUUGCCAACAAGCUGGACGUCCACAUUGCCAACAAGCUGGACGUCCACAUUGCCAACAAGCUGGACGUCCACAUUGCCAACAAGCUGGACGUCCACAUUGCCAACAAGCUGGACGUCCACAUUGCCAACAAGCUGGACGUCCACAUUGCCAACAAGCUGGACGUCCACAUUGCCAACAAGCUGGACGUCCACAUUGCCAACAAGCUGGACGUCCACAUUGCCAACAAGCUGGACGUCCACAUUGCCAACAAGCUGGACGUCCACAUUGCCAACAAGCUGGACGUCCACAUUGCCAACAAGCUGGACGUCCACAUUGCCAACAAGCUGGACGUCCACAUUGCCAACAAGCUGGACGUCCACAUUGCCAACAAGCUGGACGUCCACAUUGCCAACAAGCUGGACGUCCACAUUGCCAACAAGCUGGACGUCCACAUUGCCAACAAGCUGGACGUCCACAUUGCCAACAAGCUGGACGUCCACAUUGCCAACAAGCUGGACGUCCACAUUGCCAACAAGCUGGACGUCCACAUUGCCAACAAGCUGGACGUCCACAUUGCCAACAAGCUGGACGUCCACAUUGCCAACAAGCUGGACGUCCACAUUGCCAACAAGCUGGACGUCCACAUUGCCAACAAGCUGGACGUCCACAUUGCCAACAAGCUGGACGUCCACAUUGCCAACAAGCUGGACGUCCACAUUGCCAACAAGCUGGACGUCCACAUUGCCAACAAGCUGGACGUCCACAUUGCCAACAAGCUGGACGUCCACAUUGCCAACAAGCUGGACGUCCACAUUGCCAACAAGCUGGACGUCCACAUUGCCAACAAGCUGGACGUCCACAUUGCCAACAAGCUGGACGUCCACAUUGCCAACAAGCUGGACGUCCACAUUGCCAACAAGCUGGACGUCCACAUUGCCAACAAGCUGGACGUCCACAUUGCCAACAAGCUGGACGUCCACAUUGCCAACAAGCUGGACGUCCACAUUGCCAACAAGCUGGACGUCCACAUUGCCAACAAGCUGGACGUCCACAUUGCCAACAAGCUGGACGUCCACAUUGCCAACAAGCUGGACGUCCACAUUGCCAACAAGCUGGACGUCCACAUUGCCAACAAGCUGGACGUCCACAUUGCCAACAAGCUGGACGUCCACAUUGCCAACAAGCUGGACGUCCACAUUGCCAACAAGCUGGACGUCCACAUUGCCAACAAGCUGGACGUCCACAUUGCCAACAAGCUGGACGUCCACAUUGCCAACAAGCUGGACGUCCACAUUGCCAACAAGCUGGACGUCCACAUUGCCAACAAGCUGGACCUGGACCUCCACAUUGCCAACAAGCUGGACGUCCACAUUGCCAACAAGCUGGACCUCCACAUUGCCAACAAGCUGGACGUCCACAUUGCCAACAAGCUGGACGUCCACAUUGCCAACAAGCUGGACGUCCACAUUGCCAACAAGCUGGACGUCCACAUUGCCAACAAGCUGGACGUCCACAUUGCCAACAAGCUGGACGUCCACAUUGCCAACAAGCUGGACGUCCACAUUGCCAACAAGCUGGACGUCCACAUUGCCAACAAGCUGGACGUCCACAUUGCCAACAAGCUGGACGUCCACAUUGCCAACAAGCUGGACGUCCACAUUGCCAACAAGCUGGACGUCCACAUUGCCAACAAGCUGGACGUCCACAUUGCCAACAAGCUGGACGUCCACAUUGCCAACAAGCUGGACGUCCACAUUGCCAACAAGCUGGACGUCCACAUUGCCAACAAGCUGGACGUCCACAUUGCCAACAAGCUGGACGUCCACAUUGCCAACAAGCUGGACGUCCACAUUGCCAACAAGCUGGACGUCCACAUUGCCAACAAGCUGGACGUCCACAUUGCCAACAAGCUGGACGUCCACAUUGCCAACAAGCUGGACGUCCACAUUGCCAACAAGCUGGACCUCCACAUUGCCAACAAGCUGGACGUCCACAUUGCCAACAAGCUGGACGUCCACAUUGCCAACAAGCUGGACGUCCACAUUGCCAACAAGCUGGACGUCCACAUUGCCAACAAGCUGGACGUCCACAUUGCCAACAAGCUGGACGUCCACAUUGCCAACAAGCUGGACGUCCACAUUGCCAACAAGCUGGACGUCCACAUUGCCAACAAGCUGGACGUCCACAUUGCCAACAAGCUGGACGUCCACAUUGCCAACAAGCUGGACGUCCACAUUGCCAACAAGCUGGACCUCCACAUUGCCAACAAGCUGGACGUCCACAUUGCCAACAAGCUGGACCUCCACAUUGCCAACAAGCUGGACCUCCACAUUGCCAACAAGCUGGACCUCCACAUUGCCAACAAGCUGGACCUCCACAUUGCCAACAAGCUGGACCUCCACAUUGCCAACAAGCUGGACCUCCACAUUGCCAACAAGCUGGACGUCCACAUUGCCAACAAGCUGGACGUCCACAUUGCCAACAAGCUGGACGUCCACAUUGCCAACAAGCUGGACGUCCACAUUGCCAACAAGCUGGACGUCCACAUUGCCAACAAGCUGGACGUCCACAUUGCCAACAAGCUGGACGUCCACAUUGCCAACAAGCUGGACGUCCACAUUGCCAACAAGCUGGACGUCCACAUUGCCAACAAGCUGGACGUCCACAUUGCCAACAAGCUGGACGUCCACAUUGCCAACAAGCUGGACGUCCACAUUGCCAACAAGCUGGACGUCCACAUUGCCAACAAGCUGGACGUCCACAUUGCCAACAAGCUGGACGUCCACAUUGCCAACAAGCUGGACGUCCACAAGUGCCGUCAACAUACACUGCCCAACAAGCUGGACGUCCACAUUGCCAACAAGCUGGACGUCCACAUUGCCAACAAGCUGGACGUCCACAUUGCCAACAAGCUGGACGUCCACAUUGCCAACAAGCUGGACGUCCACAUUGCCAACAAGCUGGACGUCCACAUUGCCAACAAGCUGGACGUCCACAUUGCCAACAAGCUGGACGUCCACAUUGCCAACAAGCUGGACGUCCACAUUGCCAACAAGCUGGACGUCCACAUUGCCAACAAGCUGGACGUCCACAUUGCCAACAAGCUGGACGUCCACAUUGCCAACAAGCUGGACGUCCACAUUGCCAACAAGCUGGACGUCCACAUUGCCAACAAGCUGGACGUCCACAUUGCCAACAAGCUGGACGUCCACAUUGCCAACAAGCUGGACGUCCACAUUGCCAACAAGCUGGACGUCCACAUUGCCAACAAGCUGGACGUCCACAUUGCCAACAAGCUGGACGUCCACAUUGCCAACAAGCUGGACGUCCACAUUGCCAACAAGCUGGACGUCCACAUUGCCAACAAGCUGGACGUCCACAUUGCCAACAAGCUGGACGUCCACAUUGCCAACAAGCUGGACGUCCACAUUGCCAACAAGCUGGACGUCCACAUUGCCAACAAGCUGGACCUGGACCUCCACAUUGCCAACAAGCUGGACGUCCACAUUGCCAACAAGCUGGACCUCCACAUUGCCAACAAGCUGGACGUCCACAUUGCCAACAAGCUGGACGUCCACAUUGCCAACAAGCUGGACGUCCACAUUGCCAACAAGCUGGACGUCCACAUUGCCAACAAGCUGGACGUCCACAUUGCCAACAAGCUGGACGUCCACAUUGCCAACAAGCUGGACGUCCACAUUGCCAACAAGCUGGACGUCCACAUUGCCAACAAGCUGGACGUCCACAUUGCCAACAAGCUGGACGUCCACAUUGCCAACAAGCUGGACGUCCACAUUGCCAACAAGCUGGACGUCCACAUUGCCAACAAGCUGGACGUCCACAUUGCCAACAAGCUGGACGUCCACAUUGCCAACAAGCUGGACGUCCACAUUGCCAACAAGCUGGACGUCCACAUUGCCAACAAGCUGGACGUCCACAUUGCCAACAAGCUGGACGUCCACAUUGCCAACAAGCUGGACGUCCACAUUGCCAACAAGCUGGACCUCCACAUUGCCAACAAGCUGGACCUCCACAUUGCCAACAAGCUGGACGUCCACAUUGCCAACAAGCUGGACGUCCACAUUGCCAACAAGCUGGACGUCCACAUUGCCAACAAGCUGGACGUCCACAUUGCCAACAAGCUGGACGUCCACAUUGCCAACAAGCUGGACGUCCACAUUGCCAACAAGCUGGACGUCCACAUUGCCAACAAGCUGGACGUCCACAUUGCCAACAAGCUGGACGUCCACAUUGCCAACAAGCUGGACGUCCACAUUGCCAACAAGCUGGACGUCCACAUUGCCAACAAGCUGGACGUCCACAUUGCCAACAAGCUGGACCUCCACAUUGCCAACAAGCUGGACCUCCACAUUGCCAACAAGCUGGACCUCCACAUUGCCAACAAGCUGGACCUCCACAUUGCCAACAAGCUGGACCUCCACAUUGCCAACAAGCUGGACCUCCACAUUGCCAACAAGCUGGACCUCCACAUUGCCAACAAGCUGGACCUCCACAUUGCCAACAAGCUGGACGUCCACAUUGCCAACAAGCUGGACCUCCACAUUGCCAACAAGCUGGACGUCCACAUUGCCAACAAGCUGGACGUCCACAUUGCCAACAAGCUGGACGUCCACAUUGCCAACAAGCUGGACGUCCACAUUGCCAACAAGCUGGACGUCCACAUUGCCAACAAGCUGGACGUCCACAUUGCCAACAAGCUGGACGUCCACAUUGCCAACAAGCUGGACGUCCACAUUGCCAACAAGCUGGACGUCCACAUUGCCAACAAGCUGGACGUCCACAUUGCCAACAAGCUGGACGUCCACAUUGCCAACAAGCUGGACGUCCACAUUGCCAACAAGCUGGACGUCCACAUUGCCAACAAGCUGGACGUCCACAUUGCCAACAAGCUGGACGUCCACAUUGCCAACAAGCUGGACGUCCACAUUGCCAACAAGCUGGACGUCCACAUUGCCAACAAGCUGGACGUCCACAUUGCCAACAAGCUGGACGUCCACAUUGCCAACAAGCUGGACGUCCACAUUGCCAACAAGCUGGACGUCCACAUUGCCAACAAGCUGGACGUCCACAUUGCCAACAAGCUGGACGUCCACAUUGCCAACAAGCUGGACGUCCACAUUGCCAACAAGCUGGACGUCCACAUUGCCAACAAGCUGGACGUCCACAUUGCCAACAAGCUGGACGUCCACAUUGCCAACAAGCUGGACGUCCACAUUGCCAACAAGCUGGACGUCCACAUUGCCAACAAGCUGGACGUCCACAUUGCCAACAAGCUGGACGUCCACAUUGCCAACAAGCUGGACCUCCACAUUGCCAACAAGCUGGACCUCCACAUUGCCAACAAGCUGGACGUCCACAUUGCCAACAAGCUGGACGUCCACAUUGCCAACAAGCUGGACGUCCACAUUGCCAACAAGCUGGACGUCCACAUUGCCAACAAGCUGGACGUCCACAUUGCCAACAAGCUGGACGUCCACAUUGCCAACAAGCUGGACCUCCACAUUGCCAACAAGCUGGACCUCCACAUUGCCAACAAGCUGGACGUCCACAUUGCCAACAAGCUGGACGUCCACAUUGCCAACAAGCUGGACGUCCACAUUGCCAACAAGCUGGACGUCCACAUUGCCAACAAGCUGGACGUCCACAUUGCCAACAAGCUGGACGUCCACAUUGCCAACAAGCUGGACGUCCACAUUGCCAACAAGCUGGACGUCCACAUUGCCAACAAGCUGGACGUCCACAUUGCCAACAAGCUGGACGUCCACAUUGCCAACAAGCUGGACGUCCACAUUGCCAACAAGCUGGACGUCCACAUUGCCAACAAGCUGGACGUCCACAUUGCCAACAAGCUGGACGUCCACAUUGCCAACAAGCUGGACGUCCACAUUGCCAACAAGCUGGACGUCCACAUUGCCAACAAGCUGGACGUCCACAUUGCCAACAAGCUGGACCUCCACAUUGCCAACAAGCUGGACCUCCACAUUGCCAACAAGCUGGACGUCCACAUUGCCAACAAGCUGGACCUCCACAUUGCCAACAAGCUGGACGUCCACAUUGCCAACAAGCUGGACGUCCACAUUGCCAACAAGCUGGACGUCCACAUUGCCAACAAGCUGGACGUCCACAUUGCCAACAAGCUGGACGUCCACAUUGCCAACAAGCUGGACGUCCACAUUGCCAACAAGCUGGACGUCCACAUUGCCAACAAGCUGGACGUCCACAUUGCCAACAAGCUGGACGUCCACAUUGCCAACAAGCUGGACGUCCACAUUGCCAACAAGCUGGACGUCCACAUUGCCAACAAGCUGGACGUCCACAUUGCCAACAAGCUGGACGUCCACAUUGCCAACAAGCUGGACGUCCACAUUGCCAACAAGCUGGACGUCCACAUUGCCAACAAGCUGGACCUGGACGUCCACAUUGCCAACAAGCUGGACCUCCACAUUGCCAACAAGCUGGACGUCCACAUUGCCAACAAGCUGGACGUCCACAUUGCCAACAAGCUGGACGUCCACAUUGCCAACAAGCUGGACGUCCACAUUGCCAACAAGCUGGACGUCCACAUUGCCAACAAGCUGGACGUCCACAUUGCCAACAAGCUGGACGUCCACAUUGCCAACAAGCUGGACGUCCACAUUGCCAACAAGCUGGACGUCCACAUUGCCAACAAGCUGGACGUCCACAUUGCCAACAAGCUGAACCUCCACAUUGCCAACAAGCUGGACGUCCACAUUGCCAACAAGCUGGACCUCCACAUUGCCAACAAGCUGGACCUCCACAUUGCCAACAAGCUGGACCUCCACAUUGCCAACAAGCUGGACCUCCACAUUGCCAACAAGCUGGACCUCCACAUUGCCAACAAGCUGGACCUCCACAUUGCCAACAAGCUGGACCUCCACAUUGCCAACAAGCUGGACGUCCACAUUGCCAACAAGCUGGACGUCCACAUUGCCAACAAGCUGGACGUCCACAUUGCCAACAAGCUGGACGUCCACAUUGCCAACAAGCUGGACGUCCACAUUGCCAACAAGCUGGACGUCCACAUUGCCAACAAGCUGGACGUCCACAUUGCCAACAAGCUGGACGUCCACAUUGCCAACAAGCUGGACGUCCACAUUGCCAACAAGCUGGACGUCCACAUUGCCAACAAGCUGGACGUCCACAUUGCCAACAAGCUGGACGUCCACAUUGCCAACAAGCUGGACGUCCACAUUGCCAACAAGCUGGACGUCCACAUUGCCAACAAGCUGGACGUCCACAUUGCCAACAAGCUGGACGUCCACAUUGCCAACAAGCUGGACGUCCACAUUGCCAACAAGCUGGACCUCCACAUUGCCAACAAGCUGGACCUCCACAUUGCCAACAAGCUGGACCUCCACAUUGCCAACAAGCUGGACCUCCACAUUGCCAACAAGCUGGACCUCCACAUUGCCAACAAGCUGGACGUCCACAUUGCCAACAAGCUGGACGUCCACAUUGCCAACAAGCUGGACGUCCACAUUGCCAACAAGCUGGACGUCCACAUUGCCAACAAGCUGGACGUCCACAUUGCCAACAAGCUGGACGUCCACAUUGCCAACAAGCUGGACGUCCACAUUGCCAACAAGCUGGACGUCCACAUUGCCAACAAGCUGGACGUCCACAUUGCCAACAAGCUGGACGUCCACAUUGCCAACAAGCUGGACGUCCACAUUGCCAACAAGCUGGACGUCCACAUUGCCAACAAGCUGGACCUCCACAUUGCCAACAAGCUGGACCUCCACAUUGCCAACAAGCUGGACGUCCACAUUGCCAACAAGCUGGACGUCCACAUUGCCAACAAGCUGGACCUGGACGUCCACAUUGCCAACAAGCUGGACGUCCACAUUGCCAACAAGCUGGACGUCCACAUUGCCAACAAGCUGGACGUCCACAUUGCCAACAAGCUGGACGUCCACAUUGCCAACAAGCUGGACGUCCACAUUGCCAACAAGCUGGACGUCCACAUUGCCAACAAGCUGGACGUCCACAUUGCCAACAAGCUGGACGUCCACAUUGCCAACAAGCUGGACGUCCACAUUGCCAACAAGCUGGACGUCCACAUUGCCAACAAGCUGGACGUCCACAUUGCCAACAAGCUGGACGUCCACAUUGCCAACAAGCUGGACGUCCACAUUGCCAACAAGCUGGACGUCCACAUUGCCAACAAGCUGGACGUCCACAUUGCCAACAAGCUGGACGUCCACAUUGCCAACAAGCUGGACGUCCACAUUGCCAACAAGCUGGACGUCCACAUUGCCAACAAGCUGGACGUCCACAUUGCCAACAAGCUGGACCUCCACAUUGCCAACAAGCUGGACCUCCACAUUGCCAACAAGCUGGACGUCCACAUUGCCAACAAGCUGGACGUCCACAUUGCCAACAAGCUGGACGUCCACAUUGCCAACAAGCUGGACGUCCACAUUGCCAACAAGCUGGACGUCCACAUUGCCAACAAGCUGGACGUCCACAUUGCCAACAAGCUGGACGUCCACAUUGCCAACAAGCUGGACGUCCACAUUGCCAACAAGCUGGACCUCCACAUUGCCAACAAGCUGGACCUCCACAUUGCCAACAAGCUGGACGUCCACAUUGCCAACAAGCUGGACGUCCACAUUGCCAACAAGCUGGACGUCCACAUUGCCAACAAGCUGGACGUCCACAUUGCCAACAAGCUGGACGUCCACAUUGCCAACAAGCUGGACGUCCACAUUGCCAACAAGCUGGACGUCCACAUUGCCAACAAGCUGGACGUCCACAUUGCCAACAAGCUGGACCUCCACAUUGCCAACAAGCUGGACGUCCACAUUGCCAACAAGCUGGACCUCCACAUUGCCAACAAGCUGGACCUCCACAUUGCCAACAAGCUGGACCUCCACAUUGCCAACAAGCUGGACCUCCACAUUGCCAACAAGCUGGACCUCCACAUUGCCAACAAGCUGGACCUCCACAUUGCCAACAAGCUGGACGUCCACAUUGCCAACAAGCUGGACCUCCACAUUGCCAACAAGCUGGACGUCCACAUUGCCAACAAGCUGGACGUCCACAUUGCCAACAAGCUGGACGUCCACAUUGCCAACAAGCUGGACGUCCACAUUGCCAACAAGCUGGACGUCCACAUUGCCAACAAGCUGGACGUCCACAUUGCCAACAAGCUGGACGUCCACAUUGCCAACAAGCUGGACGUCCACAUUGCCAACAAGCUGGACGUCCACAUUGCCAACAAGCUGGACGUCCACAUUGCCAACAAGCUGGACGUCCACAUUGCCAACAAGCUGGACCUCCACAUUGCCAACAAGCUGGACGUCCACAUUGCCAACAAGCUGGACGUCCACAUUGCCAACAAGCUGGACGUCCACAUUGUCAACAAGCUGGACGUCCACAUUGCCAACAAGCUGGACGUCCACAUUGCCAACAAGCUGGACGUCCACAUUGCCAACAAGCUGGACGUCCACAUUGCCAACAAGCUGGACGUCCACAUUGCCAACAAGCUGGACGUCCACAUUGCCAACAAGCUGGACCUCCACAUUGCCAACAAGCUGGACGUCCACAUUGCCAACAAGCUGGACGUCCACAUUGCCAACAAGCUGGACGUCCACAUUGCCAACAAGCUGGACGUCCACAUUGCCAACAAGCUGGACGUCCACAUUGCCAACAAGCUGGACCUCCACAUUGCCAACAAGCUGGACGUCCACAUUGCCAACAAGCUGGACGUCCACAUUGCCAACAAGCUGGACGUCCACAUUGCCAACAAGCUGGACGUCCACAUUGCCAACAAGCUGGACGUCCACAUUGUCAACAAGCUGGACGUCCACAUUGCCAACAAGCUGGACCUCCACAUUGCCAACAAGCUGGACGUCCACAUUGCCAACAAGCUGGACGUCCACAUUGCCAACAAGCUGGACGUCCACAUUGUCAACAAGCUGGACGUCCACAUUGCCAACAAGCUGGACGUCCACAUUGCCAACAAGCUGGACGUCCACAUUGCCAACAAGCUGGACGUCCACAUUGCCAACAAGCUGGACGUCCACAUUGCCAACAAGCUGGACGUCCACAUUGCCAACAAGCUGGACCUCCACAUUGCCAACAAGCUGGACCUCCACAUUGCCAACAAGCUGGACCUCCACAUUGCCAACAAGCUGGACGUCCACAUUGCCAACAAGCUGGACCUCCACAUUGCCAACAAGCUGGACGUCCACAUUGCCAACAAGCUGGACGUCCACAUUGCCAACAAGCUGGACGUCCACAUUGCCAACAAGCUGGACGUCCACAUUGCCAACAAGCUGGACGUCCACAUUGCCAACAAGCUGGACGUCCACAUUGCCAACAAGCUGGACGUCCACAUUGCCAACAAGCUGGACGUCCACAUUGCCAACAAGCUGGACGUCCACAUUGCCAACAAGCUGGACCUCCACAUUGCCAACAAGCUGGACCUCCACAUUGCCAACAAGCUGGACCUCCACAUUGCCAACAAGCUGGACCUCCACAUUGCCAACAAGCUGGACGUCCACAUUGCCAACAAGCUGGACGUCCACAUUGCCAACAAGCUGGACGUCCACAUUGUCAACAAGCUGGACGUCCACAUUGCCAACAAGCUGGACGUCCACAUUGCCAACAAGCUGGACGUCCACAUUGCCAACAAGCUGGACGUCCACAUUGCCAACAAGCUGGACGUCCACAUUGCCAACAAGCUGGACGUCCACAUUGCCAACAAGCUGGACCUCCACAUUGCCAACAAGCUGGACGUCCACAUUGCCAACAAGCUGGACCUCCACAUUGCCAACAAGCUGGACGUCCACAUUGCCAACAAGCUGGACGUCCACAUUGCCAACAAGCUGGACGUCCACAUUGUCAACAAGCUGGACGUCCACAUUGCCAACAAGCUGGACGUCCACAUUGCCAACAAGCUGGACGUCCACAUUGCCAACAAGCUGGACGUCCACAUUGCCAACAAGCUGGACGUCCACAUUGCCAACAAGCUGGACCUCCACAUUGCCAACAAGCUGGACGUCCACAUUGCCAACAAGCUGGACCUCCACAUUGCCAACAAGCUGGACCUCCACAUUGCCAACAAGCUGGACCUCCACAUUGCCAACAAGCUGGACGUCCACAUUGCCAACAAGCUGGACCUCCACAUUGCCAACAAGCUGGACGUCCACAUUGCCAACAAGCUGGACGUCCACAUUGCCAACAAGCUGGACGUCCACAUUGCCAACAAGCUGGACGUCCACAUUGCCAACAAGCUGGACGUCCACAUUGCCAACAAGCUGGACGUCCACAUUGCCAACAAGCUGGACGUCCACAUUGCCAACAAGCUGGACGUCCACAUUGCCAACAAGCUGGACGUCCACAUUGCCAACAAGCUGGACGUCCACAUUGCCAACAAGCUGGACCUCCACAUUGCCAACAAGCUGGACCUCCACAUUGCCAACAAGCUGGACCUCCACAUUGCCAACAAGCUGGACGUCCACAUUGCCAACAAGCUGGACGUCCACAUUGCCAACAAGCUGGACGUCCACAUUGCCAACAAGCUGGACGUCCACAUUGUCAACAAGCUGGACGUCCACAUUGCCAACAAGCUGGACCUCCACAUUGCCAACAAGCUGGACCUCCACAUUGCCAACAAGCUGGACGUCCACAUUGCCAACAAGCUGGACGUCCACAUUGCCAACAAGCUGGACGUCCACAUUGCCAACAAGCUGGACGUCCACAUUGCCAACAAGCUGGACGUCCACAUUGCCAACAAGCUGGACGUCCACAUUGCCAACAAGCUGGACGUCCACAUUGCCAACAAGCUGGACGUCCACAUUGCCAACAAGCUGGACCUCCACAUUGCCAACAAGCUGGACCUCCACAUUGCCAACAAGCUGGACGUCCACAUUGCCAACAAGCUGGACGUCCACAUUGCCAACAAGCUGGACGUCCACAUUGCCAACAAGCUGGACGUCCACAUUGCCAACAAGCUGGACCUCCACAUUGCCAACAAGCUGGACGUCCACAUUGCCAACAAGCUGGACGUCCACAUUGCCAACAAGCUGGACGUCCACAUUGCCAACAAGCUGGACGUCCACAUUGCCAACAAGCUGGACGUCCACAUUGCCAACAAGCUGGACGUCCACAUUGCCAACAAGCUGGACCUCCACAUUGCCAACAAGCUGGACCUCCACAUUGCCAACAAGCUGGACGUCCACAUUGCCAACAAGCUGGACCUCCACAUUGCCAACAAGCUGGACGUCCACAUUGCCAACAAGCUGGACCUCCACAUUGCCAACAAGCUGGACGUCCACAUUGCCAACAAGCUGGACCUCCACAUUGCCAACAAGCUGGACGUCCACAUUGCCAACAAGCUGGACGUCCACAUUGCCAACAAGCUGGACGUCCACAUUGCCAACAAGCUGGACGUCCACAUUGCCAACAAGCUGGACGUCCACAUUGCCAACAAGCUGGACGUCCACAUUGCCAACAAGCUGGACGUCCACAUUGCCAACAAGCUGGACGUCCACAUUGCCAACAAGCUGGACCUCCACAUUGCCAACAAGCUGGACGUCCACAUUGCCAACAAGCUGGACCUCCACAUUGCCAACAAGCUGGACCUCCACAUUGCCAACAAGCUGGACCUCCACAUUGCCAACAAGCUGGACGUCCACAUUGCCAACAAGCUGGACCUCCACAUUGCCAACAAGCUGGACGUCCACAUUGCCAACAAGCUGGACGUCCACAUUGCCAACAAGCUGGACGUCCACAUUGCCAACAAGCUGGACGUCCACAUUGCCAACAAGCUGGACCUCCACAUUGCCAACAAGCUGGACCUCCACAUUGCCAACAAGCUGGACGUCCACAUUGUCAACAAGCUGGACGUCCACAUUGCCAACAAGCUGGACCUCCACAUUGCCAACAAGCUGGACCUCCACAUUGCCAACAAGCUGGACGUCCACAUUGCCAACAAGCUGGACGUCCACAUUGCCAACAAGCUGGACGUCCACAUUGUCAACAAGCUGGACGUCCACAUUGCCAACAAGCUGGACCUCCACAUUGCCAACAAGCUGGACCUCCACAUUGCCAACAAGCUGGACGUCCACAUUGCCAACAAGCUGGACGUCCACAUUGUCAACAAGCUGGACGUCCACAUUGCCAACAAGCUGGACGUCCACAUUGCCAACAAGCUGGACGUCCACAUUGCCAACAAGCUGGACGUCCACAUUGCCAACAAGCUGGACGUCCACAUUGCCAACAAGCUGGACGUCCACAUUGCCAACAAGCUGGACCUCCACAUUGCCAACAAGCUGGACGUCCACAUUGCCAACAAGCUGGACGUCCACAUUGCCAACAAGCUGGACGUCCACAUUGCCAACAAGCUGGACGUCCACAUUGCCAACAAGCUGGACGUCCACAUUGCCAACAAGCUGGACCUCCACAUUGCCAACAAGCUGGACGUCCACAUUGCCAACAAGCUGGACGUCCACAUUGCCAACAAGCUGGACGUCCACAUUGCCAACAAGCUGGACGUCCACGCUGCACAGCUGAGGAGUGCGGUGAGCGUGCAAGGCUUUGGGAGGGAGAACCCGCUAGAGGAGUUCAAGAUAGAGGGCACCCGCUUCUUCAUCUCCACGCUCUUUGCUCUUCUGCCCUUUCCUCCCUUUUAUCUCUGGUCUGUGAGCGUGCAGGGCUUUGGGCGGGAGAACCCGCUAGAGGAGUUCAAGAUAGAGGGCACCCGCUUCUUCAUCUCCAUGCUCUUUGCCAUGCGGACGGAGAGCGUGCAGGCGCUGCUGUCUGCUUUCCUGGCGGACACAGAGGGGGAAAUUGAUGGUGGUGGAGGGAAUGUGGUGUAG